GUUCUCCCCAACUUUCAGAGCUGAGGUUUUAAGAGAGCACACACAAAGGGAGGACGGCAACCAGAGGGGCACCCAGCAGGGACGGAAAGUCUGAGUCCAGACGGUGAAGGGCGCCAGUCUUCUCUUUGAGCUGCAGCUAUGGGGUGUCUUCUUAUAUCAGUCACCGUUCUUCAUUUGAUCGGCCUGGCCAUGGUGCUCAUCGCCACACUGGAGAAGUCCUGGUGGAUUUGGGAUGACUCCGAAAUCUCCGACCUCUGGUACAACUGUUUCCACGACAACUCCACAGAUACAUGGAUGUGCGCCACCACCAGUGAAAGCGACUGGCUGCAGUCCGUCCAGGCCCUGAUGAUCCUCUCGGUGGUCUUCUCCUCCGUCUCCUUCCUGGCCUUCCUCUGUCAGCUCUUCACCAUUGCUAAAGGAGGUCUUUUCUACUUCACAGGUCUCUGCCAGGCGUUUGCAGGCUUGACGGACUUCGCCGCGUGUCUCAUCUUCACCUUCCACAGGAAAGAGAUCUUAAGUGACUCCAGGGAUUUGAACAAGGGUCGCUUCGGUUACUGCUUCAUCCUGGCCUGGUUGUGUGUCCCACUGCUUCUUGUCAGUGCAGUUCUAUACCUCCACCUGCGCAAGAAGCAGUAACCCAUCUGCUCAUGAAGAAAGGGAACAAAGAGGAACAACAAAUGACCUCUGAAUGAUCUCAUCUCAAGUUUGCCACUGUACACUUUAGCUACUCUUUCACCUUAAGCCUCUCUUCUCCUCUACUGAAGCACCUUAACACGUCACCUUUUUCCUCACAUUAUGAUGCUUCUGAGACACUUUAAUGUAAACUAAAAGCAACAAAUAAUCUGUAUGUGGGUUCUAUUAAUGCUUUUUACAUGUAUAAAU
Molecule: messenger RNA, 882 nt
Organism: Synchiropus splendidus (mandarinfish)
Lineage: Eukaryota; Metazoa; Chordata; Actinopteri; Syngnathiformes; Callionymidae
Gene: emp3a
Product: epithelial membrane protein 3a
Exons: 5
Coding region: 139-636 (165 amino acids)
Cellular component (GO): plasma membrane
Source: RefSeq, a predicted model, not a curated record